Molecule: messenger RNA, 1795 nt
Organism: Periconia digitata
Lineage: Eukaryota; Fungi; Ascomycota; Dothideomycetes; Pleosporales; Periconiaceae
Source: the annotation of a GenBank genome assembly
UUUGGCGCUGGCUCAACAUUGUUUGCAUGAAAAUGCACUGAAAAGUUGGCAUUUCCAUCAUCAUCAAAACGUCCACAUCUUGAUCGAAGUCCAGAUGAAAGGACUCGUUGCCUGGCUCUUGCUCAUAAUCACCUAUGUGGUUGCCCAGCAGCCCGGGAGCUAUGAAGCAACCCGCACCGCUCUCAUCCCAAGUUCUCCUCCUCAACCGACCCCCACGAGCGGUUUCCGGAUAGACCCCAAAAAGCUUUCGAAAGAGGUUCAUGGCUUCUUCAGAGCAUAUGGUUGGCUGAAACAUAACCAAACUAUCCAAGACUCUGAAAUGCCUCGGGCAAUUAGGAAGAUCCAAAGGGCGAUCCGACACCCAGAGACGGGAGUUUACGAUGCCGGACUGAAUGCUGUGAUGAGUCGUCCGCGAUGUGGUACAGAGCAGCCAUACAAUGCGACAGCCGCGAACGAUGGAAGUGAUUUGCAUAAGCGUUACGUGCUUUGGGGCCCAAAGUGGAACCAUUCGCCUGUCACAUACCGCUUUAUCAACUAUACUGCAGACUUGGACGUGGCAAGUCAGAGAACCGUGAUUAGUCAAGCUUUUGCCAAGUGGUCUACCCUCACAGCUUUACAAAUAGUCCCUGCCGCUUCCAAUGCCGCUGGGGCGGAUAUAAACAUAAUGUUUCGAGCCAUGGGCAGCUCUGAGACUGCCUACGCAAUCACCAACAUGAGAGCCGACGGCGUUGAGCUAUCAUCUGGUCUAAUCAGCAUCACUUUCAAUGAUGAUUUCCCAUGGAAUGACGACCGUCUCUUCAACUUCACAGCCGUACAUGAAAUAGGUCACGCUUUGGGUCUUAGCCACAGUACCGUCGAAGACGCGGUCAUGUUCGCGUACUACUUCGAAGGUCUGCUCAGACCGCUCCACCCAGACGAUAAAGCCGCCAUCCACAAGGUAUACGGCUGGAACACUCCCCGGUUCACCCGCAUCGACAGCAACUCGGCUCUGAAAAGCGUCAUCCAAGUAUCCUCUAGCACCGACACCACGACCAACAUCAAUGGUAUCUACCAACUCCGCACCAACGGGCAAAUCCUAUACUACACCCCCGGCCGCUCCUGGACAACCCUCUCCACAGCAACAACAAACACGGCGCAAAUCACCGGCGCAAACGGCAUCCUCUACCAACGCCGCUCAGACGGCAGCAUAUACCGCUUCACCUCCUCAUCAUCGACCUGGCAACUCAUCGGGGCACCCUCAGACAGCGUCCUCGACAUCGUCGCGGCAUCAACCGAGAUCUACGCCCGUCGCAGAGACGGCGUGAUUGCGCGCUGGGGGGGCACCCAGCAGUCCUGGACCACCAUCCCCGGCCCCACAUCGCCACUGCCCUCGCAAAUCGCCGUCACAGACUCAAAAACGCUCUGGAUCCUCUUGUCCAACGGCGACCUCGUGCGUUCGCUGUGGCCGUAUACUUCUGAAGGCUGGCAGCUCGUCGACAUCAACCCGGAUAACAUCCAAAUCGCCGUCGGCGGAGACGAGUUCUACAAGCUCCAGCGCGACGGCGCGGUCGUGUGGCUGGACAUGAAGAAUUACUUCUGGAGCAUCAUUGAGGAUAACGGCAGUGUUGAGGUCUUUGCCGUCGGCGGGUUUGCGUAUAGUCGGCAUGAUGAUGGGAGUUUGUGGCGGUAUACGGGGGUUCCUAUGGUGUGGGAGUUGCUGGAUGAGGAGAGGGAGGCUGUUGGCGUCGUUGGGGAUCGUGAGGGCAACGUUUAUCAGGUCGUACAGGGUGGGGAGAUUUGGAGGCUUGUUUCGUAG